Messenger RNA from Electrophorus electricus (electric eel), 3615 nucleotides. RefSeq names its product solute carrier family 4 member 10b (gene slc4a10b). The record is from RefSeq and is a predicted model, not a curated record. Lineage: Eukaryota; Metazoa; Chordata; Actinopteri; Gymnotiformes; Gymnotidae. Gene Ontology annotation, biological process: regulation of intracellular pH; transmembrane transport; monoatomic anion transport. Gene Ontology annotation, cellular component: basolateral plasma membrane; plasma membrane. Gene Ontology annotation, molecular function: solute:inorganic anion antiporter activity; monoatomic anion transmembrane transporter activity; sodium:bicarbonate symporter activity.
AGAGAGAUCUGCACCCCUUCAAGAGUAAUAAUGUUAGGGUCGGCCCUACUACUUUACUAAACAUGUGACCACCCCGUGUCAGUGCUUACUGCGACCUACCAGGCGCUUCAGGAGGACGUGUGAGAGGCAGCGCGUCUAGUAUUUGCUUGUGCUCGGCCUCUACGCGUUUCUGUGUUCUACAGGUAAAGCAAGAUGGACAUUAAAGACCAAGGUGCCCAAAUGGAGCCGCUGCUGCCAACGGUAAUGACGCCCUCCCGAGGUAGAAAUGUGAGAGGAGAUGAAGAGGCAGUGUUGGACAGAGGAGGCACAAGGUCCAUGCUCAAAGCUAACCUCGAACAAGAGGAUUUAGAAGGCCACAGGACUCUGUAUAUCGGGGUGCAUGUCCCUCUGGGGCGCCGGUCGCACCGACGCCAUCGUCACCAUAGCAACCGACACAGGAAGAGGAGCAGGGAGAGAGACUCAGGAGUGGGAGACGGCCGAGACUCCCCCGCAUAUGACACGCCUUCCCAAAGAGUCCAGUUUCUUCUGGGAACUGAGGAUGAUGAUGAAGAACACAUUCCGCAUGACCUCUUCACUGAGCUGGAUGAAAUAUGUCUGCGAGACGGGGAGGAUGCUGAGUGGAGAGAGGCUGCCCGGUGGCUGAAGUUCGAGGAGGAUGUAGAGGAUGGAGGAGAGAGGUGGAGUAAGCCCUACGUAGCCACACUCUCUCUGCACAGCCUGUUUGAGCUACGCAGCUGCAUCCUCAAUGGCACCGUGCUGCUAGACAUGAGGGCUGGCUCUCUGGAGGAGAUUGCGGACAUGGUGCUGGACCAGCACGAAGGGCUGUCCGAGCUCGGUGAGGAGGUGAGGGUGAAGGUACGCGAGGCCCUGCUUAAGCAGCACCACCACCAGAACCAGAAGAAACUAGCCAACCGCAUUCCCAUCGUGCGCUCCUUCGCCGACAUUGGCAAGAAGCAGUCCGAGCCCAACUCCAUGGACAAGAACGGCCAGACAAUUCCUGCCCAGGUCAGUGCUCCGGAGCUGAAGCCUGAGGUCAGCAGGGAGAACAGCUCAGUGGACUUCAGUAAGAUAGACCUCCACUUCAUGAAGAAGAUCCCUGCUGGGGCCGAGGCUUCCAAUAUCCUGGUCGGAGAACUGGAGUUCUUGGAGAAACCUGUGGUGGCAUUUGUACGUCUCUCUCCUGCUGUCCUUCUCAGUGGCCUGGCGGAGGUUCCCAUAACCACCAGGUUCCUCUUCAUUCUGCUGGGACCUCUGGGUAAAGGGCCACAGUACCAUGAGAUUGGCAGGUCCAUCGCAACUCUGAUGACUGAUGAGGUUUUUCAUGAUGUCGCAUACAAAGCCAAGGACCGCAACGACCUGGUGGCAGGAAUUGAUGAGUUCCUCGACCAAGUAACUGUUCUGCCCCCAGGAGAAUGGGACCCAUCUAUCAGAAUUGAGCCGCCAAAAAACGUCCCCUCUCAGGAGAAGAGAAAAAUCCCUGCUGUCCCCAACGGCGAGCUGCCAGAGACUGUGGACCAUGGGGGGCAUGGAGGCCCUGAGCUGCAGCGCACCGGGAGGUUCUUUGGCGGCUUCGUCCUGGAUGUAAAGCGCAAGCUGCCGCACUACGUGUCAGACUACACGGACGCCGUCAGCCUGCAGUGUGUGGCCUCCUUCCUCUUCCUCUACUGUGCCUGCAUGUCUCCUGUCAUCACCUUCGGAGGCCUGCUGGGAGAGGCAACAGAGGGCCGCGUGAGUGCCAUCGAGUCGCUGUUCGGUGCGUCCAUGACUGGCAUUGCCUACUCCCUGUUUGCCGGCCAACCGCUCACCAUCCUCGGUAGCACUGGGCCUGUGUUGGUGUUCGAGAAGAUUUUAUUUAAGUUCUGCAAGGAAUACGGGCUGUCUUACCUGUCCCUGAGGGCAUGCAUUGGUUUGUGGACUGCGUUCCUCUGCAUUCUGCUCGUGGCCACGGAUGCCAGCGCUCUUGUUUGCUACAUCACCCGCUUUACAGAGGAGGCCUUUGCCUCACUCAUCUGCAUCAUUUUCAUCUACGAGGCCCUGGAGAAGCUCAUCCACCUCGGUGAGACCUACCCCAUCAACACGAACAACAACCUGGACAAACUCACCUCCUACGCUUGUGCAUGUGUGGAGCCAGUCACUCCCAGCAAUGCCACUCUCCUGUACUGGGAGCAGAACAACAUCACAGCAUCAGAGAUCUACUGGGAGGCCCUGGAGGUAGAGGACUGCAUUGAAAAGAGAGGCGUGUUUGUGGGGUCGGCGUGUGGCCCACAUGGGCCGUACAUCCCCGACGUGCUCUUCUGGUCUGUUGUUCUGUUUUUCUCCACUGUGGCCAUGUCUGCCUUCCUUAAAGAGUUCAAGACCAGUCGCUACUUCCCCACCAAGGUUAGGGCGAUCAUCAGUGAUUUUGCUGUGUUCUUCACCAUCCUUACCAUGGUUCUGUUGGACUAUGCAAUAGGGGUCCCUUCACCCAAACUGCAGGUGCCUAACAAGUUUAAGCCGACGCGAGAUGACCGAGGCUGGUUCAUCAACCCCCUGGGUCCGAACCCAUGGUGGACCUGCGUCAUCACGGUGAUCCCGGCUCUCCUGUGCACCAUUCUCAUCUUCAUGGACCAGCAGAUCACUGCAGUCAUCAUUAACAGGAAGGAGCACAAACUCAAGAAAGGCUGCGGCUACCACCUGGACCUGUUCAUGGUGGGCGUCAUGCUGGGCGUGUGCUCCCUCAUGGGCCUGCCCUGGUUCGUGGCCGCCACCGUGCUUUCCAUCUCGCACGUGAACAGCCUGAAGCUGGAGUCGGAGAGCUCAGCCCCGGGUGAGCAGCCCAAGUUCCUGGGCAUCAGGGAGCAGCGAUUCACCGGCCUCAUGAUCUUCGUCCUGAUGGGCUGCUCUGUCUUCAUGACCUCCAUCCUCAAGUUCAUCCCCAUGCCUGUGCUGUACGGCGUGUUCCUCUACAUGGGAGCAUCUUCUCUGCGAGGAAUUCAGUUCUUCGACAGGCUGAAGCUGUUCGGGAUGCCUGCCAAACACCAGCCUGACUUCAUCUACCUGAGGCAUGUUCCUCUGCGGAAGGUGCACCUGUUCACCAUCGUCCAGCUCAGCUGCCUGGUGCUCCUCUGGGUCAUCAAGACGUCCCGCGCAGCCAUCGUCUUUCCCAUGAUGGUUCUAGCUCUGGUGUUCAUCCGCAAACUCCUGGAUUUUUUCUUCACCAAACGGGAGCUGAGCUGGCUGGACGACCUCAUGCCAGAGAGCAAAAAGAAGAAACUGGAGGAUGCAGAAAAAGAGGAGGAGCAAAGUAUUCUGGCAGAAGAAGAAGGUGUGGUACAAGUACCGUUAGAGGGACACUAUAAGGAUGAUCCAUCAUAUGUAAAUAUUACUGAUGAAAUGUCUAAAGCCUCUUUUGGAAACACUUGGAGGACCGUCAGCUCUGACACCUCAAAAAUGGACCCGACCACGAAAAGUCUGUGCAGGAGUGGUGGGGAGAGGGACGAUCGUAGGAAAGAGCUGGCGAAGAUCGUCAGAAGAGAGAAGAGCCUCUGACCUGGAUCUCCCUCACUGAGAUCUCUCUCUCUCUCUCAUGCUCUCUCUCUCUCAUACACACACACACACACACACACAUACACACAC